AUGGCCACCAAACUUGUGGAUCUGGUGUACUGGCGGAGCGUGAGGUGGACUGGUGUGGUCUUCACGGGGCUGGUGAUCGCUCUGGCGAGCCUGUUCCAGCUCAGUGCCAUCACCGUGCUCUCCCACCUCUGCCUGGGUAUCAUGUGUGUCACCUUCCUCCUCCGUCUCUGGUACAAGCUGCUGGAGCUGCUUCGCUGUAACCCUGGGGUGCACCCUUUCCAGUCACAUCUGGAGUAUGACAACACUCUGACAGAUAAGGAUACAGUGAUGCUGGUCGAGGAGGUGGUGCUACUGGUUGCAUUCGCUGUUACAGAGAUCAAACGGCUCCUUUACAUCGACUGCAUGAUUGACUCUAUGAAGUUUGUUGUGUUCCUGUAUCUGUUGACCCAUGUCGGUGUCCAAACCAGUGGACUGACUCUCAUCAUAGCUGCUGUGAUCGUUGUUUUCUCACUUCCUCUCUUUUACAAAAAGCAGCAGAUGCGGAUAAGGAAGAUUGUUCGAGCGGUAAAAGCUUUUGUGAAGAAAAUCAAAAACAUGUGCCUCAACCUGUAUAGUUCAGUGAGACCCUCCUCUGCUCCUGCAGCUGCCCCGAAACCUGCAGCUGUACCCGUCGUCAAACAGAAGGCCAAGGCAAAGUAGCUAGUUUACUGACGCGUUCAGGGCACCCAGGGUUUGGGAUUUGGAAAAUGUUGGAAUGGUACAUCCUCUGUGGGGGCCGCUAGAGGGGCAGCUCAUUUCCAUCUCUUCACCGCGAUGUUUGUUCAUGGGAGCAAGUUUUAAUUGAUCCUGACGGCUGAAACAAAACUACCAUUCACUCAAGGACAGGAAGGGGAAGUGAUAGGGCAGAGGAAUUUUAUUUACAGAGAUGUUUUGUUGGCAGUGUUCAGAAUAACUAGUUCACACAGUGAUGCAGUCCAGCAACUUAUAUUUCCAUAAGUACACUGAGCGCCGUACAAAAUUUUUGCUGAUUUUAUUAUUUAGCAUUAAAAAACUUCAGUUGAGAAGAAAAUUAACAUUAUCUGCAUCCAUCAAUUAACAUAUUGUUAUGCUUGCUUUGCUGAAGAAAAAGUCAUAAAAAUGUCAUUAAACCAAGUAGAAACAGUAAAAGAAGUUAAGUUCACCUAUUCUAAUGUGAUAACGAUAACAGAUGUACAAACUUUUUACUAAGCAGGUUAGUGGGUUUUUAAAGCUGAAAACAAAGCUUUGAGAGCAGUGAGAGAUCAAAUCGGUCAAAUGUGCACCAGAAAACCAAAGAAAAUUGAAGUUAAAAAAAAUUUCAAAGCUGCAUGGGGAACUGCAGUCAGAUGAUAACACUAACCGUUCAGUCUUUUUACUUGGAUAUAUUGAAUAUAAAUCAUUAAGUGCUUCAAGCCUGGUAGUGUAUUUCUCUCUUAUUUCUCAAGUUGCUCUUUCAAACUCUCUUGGAGCAUCAAGUUGUCCUCAACUUUUACAUUUUUGUCUAAGACAUAACUAUAUAUUUAACUUUCUUGACGACCAUAGCUGAUUUGCAAAAAAGUGCUCCAUAACCUGCCGUCAAAGGACAUUUCAAUAGAAAUAAACAGCUUUUUAUACCAUUUUCAAAAUAUGAAUCUUCAUCUUCAGACAUUAGACACUUCCUGACAUGAAGGACUGAGACAGAAGAAUGGGUCAACUUAACAAAUUAGGCUGUGCAACAUAAUGCUGCUGGCAACUUGAGAAUAACAAGAAGAUGAAUAUGACAGUUAAAUAGCUAAAUAGCGACUAGGAAUUCAUUAAUAUUCAUAAGGUCAGGCUCAACAUCCUAAAAAAAAACAAAAAAAACAGUGAUUGCUCUUGUGGCACCAAAGAAAAUAUUAAGAAUAAGAAUAUAAUUUAUUUUGGAUAUUUUUUGUCAGUCGAUUGCCCAGACAUUUCCUCAUCCACAUUUUCCAAAUCAACCAAACUAUUUCAGAACGUGUUCAUUUGUUGAUUGAACUAAGUCAAUAAUGAACCUUUGUCUUCACUGUAGCUCAGGACACUUCAAUGGUGACCUAACAUGGAGAGUUGGAAAUGUUUCCGAAACUUUCUGUUCAAGCUUUAACUCACGAGAGGUCUAAUCGAUAAUGGCCAUGUUUAAAUUUGUUGAUGAACUUUUCCUCUAUUCUGAAACCUGUAUGGUUUUAGCUUCCAAACCUGAGCCAGUCAACUGUAAGCAGUUAUUUCAGUACAGCUAUUUAGCCGGCGAGCUACGGUUAGCAUGUCAGAUCGUGUUAGUGAUCAUGUGGCGCUCUCUAGUGGUCAGUGUUUUGGAACUUAAAACAAAGCUGCACUCUUACUACCAUGUCUUAAUGCGCUUAUGUUAUUGACUGAAAAUUCACAUUGAGAUGCAGGAUUUCAGCAGCAUUCAAGUUCAGUUAAUAUCUUUUAACACAACUGUCAAUUGUGCUACAAAAUAAAAGUGUAAUUGCGAUCUUCAGAGAAGUUAAGCCAAUAGCUUGAAGCUGUAGGCACAGUCUGUUACUGUUCUCACUGUUGUUUCAGGUUUACUUAUUUAUUAUUUUUUUAUAGUUUUUUUUCCUAUUAUC
Molecule: messenger RNA, 2543 nt
Organism: Pleuronectes platessa (European plaice)
Lineage: Eukaryota; Metazoa; Chordata; Actinopteri; Pleuronectiformes; Pleuronectidae
Gene: rtn2b
Product: reticulon 2b
Exons: 7
Coding region: 1-639 (212 amino acids)
Source: RefSeq, a predicted model, not a curated record